This is a messenger RNA of Neltuma alba, 5359 nucleotides long. Its product is annotated as probable disease resistance protein At4g27220. Bases 490 to 5292 code for a protein of 1600 amino acids. Lineage: Eukaryota; Viridiplantae; Streptophyta; Magnoliopsida; Fabales; Fabaceae. Gene Ontology annotation, molecular function: ADP binding. The transcript has 18 exons. The record is from RefSeq and is a predicted model, not a curated record.
UUGAGGUCUCAUAAUUUCCCAGUGCUCGGUGUGCUAUGCUAUAUCAGUACUUCAUUUUCCUGAAAGCUAAGGAGACUAGUCCAUCUCUUGUUAAGGGCAUCGUCAAGCAAUUUGCAAUCUGCAAAAAGAGAACGGUGGUAGUGUGUGCGCAGGUCGACGGAGGUGAUGGGAGGACGGCGGAGGACAGUGGGUAGGUGGCUGUGACUGGAGAUGGAGGAGAAGGCAGUGAGAGGGAUGGAGUCGAUGAAGACUAGGGACGGAGGAAGAUGCACAACAGUUGAGCGUACUUUGGUAAAAAAUCUUUGCAAUCUCAGGAUACAAAUUGCAAAGAUCGAUCAGCAUCUCAAGUUUGUUCGGAUUUAGAUUCUUCAUAUAGCAACUUCUAGUUAUUUGAUCGCAUUGUGCUUUUAAAAAUUUGAAGGAAAAAAAAAGAAGCAAAAAGACAGAAAAGACGCUCGUCUGUCCUGGACAUCAUCCAACGGCCUUGAGAUGGCAUGUCCUGGGGAAGGUAUCUUAACAGAAGUUGCCAAGAGAUUAUUGGAUAAAACCAUAAAGGAAGUCAAUUAUUUUCGUCAUUUCGAGACUCGUGUUCUUGAAUUUGAGCAACGCCACAAUGAUUUGGAUACAAGACGAGAAAAACUGCAAAAUGAUAUUGAAGAUGCUAGAAAAAGAAAUGAUAAUCAAAUUGAGGUUGAUGUUAAAAAGUGGAUCAAGGACGCUGAUAAUUUAGUUCGAGAGAACACUAAAAUCAAGCAAACAUGGUCUUAUGGUUGGUGUCCUUAUUGGCAAUACCGACAAGGCAAGAGGUUGGCACAGAAGACACAAGUCAUUAAGGAUCUCAUUGAAAAAUGUAACUUUGAAAGAGUAGCUCGUCCAGGUGAACUUCCAGGUAUGAGGUACCACGCUUCAAAAGACUUCAUUGAUUUUGAGAGUAGAAAGACAAAAUUCAGGCAACUUGUGGAAGCAUUAGAAGGUGGAAAUCAUAGCAUGAUUGGAUUGCAAGGAAUGGGGGGAACAGGUAAAACCACAUUGGCAGUACAAGUGGGCAAGCAAGCUGAAGAAUCCAAAGCAUUUGAUAAAGUCAUCUUUGUCGUUGUUUCUAAUCCUCCAGAUGUCAAUAAGAUUCGAGGUGAAAUUGCAAGGUCAUUAGGUUUGGAUUUAUAUCAAAGAGUUGAAGCAGAUCACUCGAAGCUGUUAUGGUCUACAAUUUCUGACAAUGAAAUAAAAUUACUCAUAAUAUUAGAUGAUGUGUGGGAGAAGCUAGAUCUUAACGAAAUUGGGAUCCCUUUUGGACCUGAUCACAAGAAUUGCUAUGUUUUAAUAACUACCCGCCAUUCAAAAGUUUGUGAAGCAAUGAGAUGCCACCAAAUAGUUCGCCUACACACGUUGGCUGAUGAGGAUGCAUUGACACUUUUUCUAUCUCAUGCUAGGAGUAAUGAUUCUGAGGGUCUUGCACAAGAUUUUGUGAAGGAGUGUGGAGGAUUGCCAGUUGCAAUUGUAGCACUAGCUGGAGCAUUAAGAAAUUGGCCCGUAGGUGAAUGGAAUGUAGCUUUAACAACCUUACGAAAUUCUAAGCAAUUUAUUGAUGUUGAUGAAGAUUUGGUGACAGUUUAUAGAUGCUUGAAAUUAAGCUAUGAUCAUUUAAAUGAUGAGAAGGCUCAAACGCUAUUUUUAUUGUGUUCUAUUUUUCCAGAGGACUAUGAAAUUCCUAUAAACCUUAUUAUUAGACUUGGUAUAGGGUUAGGAAUUUUUGGCAGAGCUGACGAAUAUUGUGCAUCAAGAAGUCGAGCACUUGCAGUGAAAAAUAAACUCAUAGCUUCUUCUUUGUUAUUGAAGGUUGAGGGAAAAGAAUGUGUAAAAAUGCAUGACUUGGUUCGUGAAGUAGCCCAGUGGAUAGCAAAAGAAGAUAUUCAGGUGAUUACAGAUUCAAUAAUGACUUUAAAGGCCAACAAGCGAUUUGUGUUUUGGAGUGCUGAUGAUUUUCCUGAUCAACUUGAUGGUACAAAACUUGAAAUUGUACUUCUUUGGAUAAGUGGAAAUGCUCCAGUGAAAGAUCCAAAUGCAUUCUUUGCAAGAAUGUCAAGGCUCAAAAUUCUGUUUUUACUUGCUGGAUAUGGUAGAAAAUUUCCCACUCCUCCAUCUUUGUCUUGGUCACGUCUUUUCACUCAAUCACUGUCACAAUCACUUCUUUCGUUAAAGAAUAUUCACACUAUUAUCUUGGAUGGUUGGGAAUUAGGUGACAUCUCUGUUUUGAAGAAUCUUCAAAGUCUUGUGACGCUCGAAUUGAAAAAUUGUUUAAUUAUUGAAUUGCCCAAAGAUAUCAAGGAGCUACAGAAGUUGAGAUGGUUGGGAUUAAGGAACUGUGAAAUUCAAAAGAACAAUCCUUUUCAAGUGAUUAAAAGAUGCUCACAAUUGGAAGAACUGUAUUUUGUCAGCAAUUACAAUGUCAAAGACUGGAAGCCAGAGGAUGACAAAGAAAUUGACAGUGAAAUUGCUGCUGAUAUAUCUUCUUCUGCAUUGCAAUUUUUUUCUAUUGCUUGCAGUGGUUUUAAAUGUUUUGCUAAUGACGAUAAUGGCCUAUUAAAAUGCUUCAAUUCAGAACAUCUGAAAUAUUUAAUAUCAGAAGCCAUAUUUAAGUACCUUGUGGGAAGAGCAGAAGUUCUUGAGCUGGGGAACUUAGGAGAAAAAGGGUGGAAAAGUCUUGUCCCUAACAUUAUUCCUGCGGAAGAGGGAGGCAAGGAUAAUUUAAUCAAGCUUUACUUGUAUGAAUGGGCUGACAUUGAGUGCCUUGUUGAUACUUAUAAGUGUCACUAUUCUAAUUUGACAGUCUUCUUAAACUUGAUUGAGUUGCAUCUGCAUAGUGUGGAUGUGAAAGAAUUAUGUGGGGGUGCUAUGCCUUCAGGCUUUCUUGAGAAGUUACAGAUUUUAAAGUUAGAGGGUUGUAGGAAACUGCAAAACAUAUUCUUAGAUGAAACUCUCAAACUACCCCAUUUGAAGGUAUUGAAAUUGAAAGACUGCCCAAUGUUCCAACCAUCAAUUUUCAAACCCUCUAUUGCUCAAAGUCUUGGGCUAUUGGAAGAAUUAGUAGUUGAACAUUUUGCAGAAUUGAAAAGUUUAAUUGCAGAUAAGAGUUUAGAAGAAGAAAUGAGGUUGGAAAAUCUAAGUGAGUUGAGGCAUAUAUUCAGGGGUCCCAAAUAUAUUUUGAGCCUCCCCAAUCUCCAACAACUAGACAUCAUAGCAUGUAAAAAGCUAACAGCAAUAUUCUGUGUCUCAAUAGUGAAAAACCUCCCACAAUUAUCCUAUUUAAGUAUAAAAGAAUGUGACGAAUUAGUUGAUAUCAUUGAAGAGUGUGAUAGGGAUCAUUUGCAUCAACUUUGUUUCCCAGAGUUAAAGGAAAUUAACAUCAAGUGUUGUAAUAGCUUGAAAUUCCUCUUCUCUAUCUCAACAUGUGGGAUGUUUCCAAAGUUGGAGGUUUUGAAAAUAGAAGAAGCCCCAGAGCUUGAGCAAAUAUUUAUAUGCAAACAAGCUAAUAUGCAGAAGAUGGAAAAAAUGGGGGAAGUAUUUCCAAAAUUGUCAGAGGUAAUACUUAGAAAACUCCCAAAGUUUAUUUCUAUUUGUGAAGGAAUUGAUUUUAAGGAUCUGCAAUGUGAUGUGGAAGAUUGCCCAAAAUAUCGAGAAAUCAGUGAAAUCCAAGAAGAGCCUAAAAAUGAAGAUUCAGAAAAUCAAGCAACAGCAAGUGUUGUACAAGAAUUUGCGGAGAUCACAGAGGAAACAUUACUUGAAAUUCAAGUCAAAGAUCCUUCAGCUUCAAAGAAACAAGCAUCAAGAACUUUAGCAGCAAAAUCACAACCGAGAGGGAUAUCUGUACAUGACUUGGAGGGUGAACACAAAACAAGUGAAUCAACUAUGCUGCUCCAACAAAAAGAUCUUGUACAAACAAAAACCACUAAAGCUUCGCAGAAAACCAAUGUGCCAUUUGAUGAUAAUAGUAUUGAUAUCAUAUCAAAAGAAAGAGCUGAAAGUGGUCCUACCUCAGAGGAUGUAGUGGCAGCAACUAUGGUAGCUGAUUUAGCACCAAGAAACUCAUCAGAAGCAUUAAUCAUUCCUCACCAAAAAGAGUUCCCAUUGGAUUUGAAGCCAUCGGAAUCAAGAAGUGAAACAAGCAUGAAAAGCCAGGAGGAGCUAGCAGAUAGGAUGAUUAUUAGUGUUACUUCCUCAGUUGUUUCACAAGUCAGAGACUUGCAAUUGGAUCCAUCUAAAUUGGUUGCCAGCAUGGAAGAAACACAUGAGAAAGGCUCUCAAGAGGAUGAUGCAGCAGAGGAAAUUCCAAUAAUAGUUCGAUCAACUAAUUCAAUUUCAAGGAAGCAAAAUAGAGUAUCAUCCAUUUCUGCACAAAGCUCCGAAGAAAGAGAGAAAGAAGCUGUUAAAAAACAUGAUUUGCAGCUAUCAAUGGCUCCAAUGUCGACAAAUUUAGAGAGCAUCAAAGAUACAACAGAACGAGGUCUUGAAGAGAAUUAUGCAGAAGAUGAUGUCGUGACAGCAGUUGGAUCAAUUAAUUCAGAUUCAAGGAAGCAAUGUACAGGACCAAUUGAUAACCUCUCUAGAAAACAUUCUGCACUAAGUGCUAAGGAAAAAGAAAAAGGAAUUGAUGAAAAAGCUACUGCUACAGACACAUCACCAGUGGCAACUCCAUUCAUAAGAGCCCUUACUGUUAAAGAAGCAGAACAUCACUCAAAUGUUCAAGAGGAAGCAAUCAUCCCCCCAGCCAUUCCUUCUCUCCGUCAUCAAUCACAGAUUGCUUAUGCUGGUACUUCGUCUCCUAAACUGGGGAUUUUUGAAAUUUUCAAACUUGUGGAGUUGAAACAAGGAGAAACAGCUUUACUUGCGGAAGCACUAGAGCGAUAUCCCCAACUAUUGCUACCUCGCGAACAUCGAACCCAUCGUAUAAUAGCUUGGUCCUACAGAGUACUGGUUGAUAUUCUGGUCAUGCUCGCCACCAAGACUCCUUAUACGAUUACCACAUCAGAAAAAUCAACCUUGGAGGCAAACUUAAGUGAAGCAAUUGUUCUUGGGUUCGACAAAGACUGGGUUGAAUCAGUUCGUGCCAAAGUUUUUGGCGUUGACGUGUCUGACAUCUCAGCAGAAAAAGAGGAGAUUCAAGCCAUGGAGUUCAAGCUUGGAGAAAUUGAUUCUCAGUUGUUGGGUCUCUCUGAGCGUCGCAAGAAACUGAUUCAGAAUAUGACCAUGAUCAGAAGCAUAGCAAGUGCCAAAGGUAAACCCUUUGGCAUUUAGGUGUGUUUUACAUUACUGUGCUUUGUUAUUUGUUUUCGAUUCUAGUAAGACUCCGAAAGAGGGUACC